AUGAAAGAUUCUCUGCUAGUAAGGCCCCCAUUCAAGUUUAUCCAUGACAUCGUGAGGGAAAUCGUCAAAUCGACCGGAUAUCUCGGAAAUGUCUUCAGUGCAGAUGAAUUGGACUACGCAAAAGCUUCGACGUCAAAGGACAGCAAAGCCAGCUUUCUGAAGAAGCUCAAGUCAAAUAUCAACACCGAUGGGUCGCUUGAUUCCGUUAGUGCUUCGAAGAUUAUUGCCGGGAAAGAGCCCGAAUUAACAAACUUGUUACUACAGAAGUUAGCUGUAAAUGCAGCGGCAGCGAAUGUUGGUAAACCCACCAAACAAUCAAAGACUUCGAAAACAAGAUCGAGCGACAGAGAUAAAUCAAAGGAGAAAAAGAAGAAGCCAGAAGAGAAAGAGGAAAGGAAAUCGAAGAAAGAAAGAGACAGGGAAGUAGAAAGGGAGAAAAGGCGGCUCUCCAAGGCAUCCGUGAUUCUGUCCGAAACCGGAGAGAAGGAGGCAAAGAGCCGCUCCAAGUCUAAGGAAAGAAGGGUUCGGGAUUCUAAGAUAAAGAAAUCGAUUCGACAUAACGACACUCCUAUAAUAGAAACGCCGUUAACUCGUGAUGAAAGUACGCCUAGAAGGGAGUCUAGUGGAGGUACGUCAAAAGGAGACGAUAGUGGUAUCGCAGAGGAAUCCGAACUUCAUGAUACAGCCAGACAAUCAAGACGUCUAUCAGCGUCUUCGACAAGAGAUGUAAUGUUUGUAGAGCAGCCAAGCCCAUCAUAUGAUAUUGUUCAGGAGCCGGCUCCGCCCUCGCCACUCAAUGAAGACACAACAUCUGAACUUAAGAGGCCGACGACUGCUUCAGGACGGCCGCAAACCGCAAUGGGUAGACCGGGCACCGCGGCUGCACGGCCGGCUCCGCCAAAAGUGAAAAAGACGAAACUUGCUGAUAUUGACCCGGUUGCUGUUAACCAACAGCCUAUCUCGUUUGAAAAGUCGACAGUAAUCGUUGAUGGCGAACCUCUAAAAGAAGACGAAGGAUUUCUGGUGGAUGAGGAGGAUACCCCUGAAGCAAUAACCACGUCGGACGGAACUAAUAUCAAGGACCUUACGACUGACUCUCAGGAUCAUGGGGCCCUCAUUAAUAGAAUCAUAGAGAACACCAGAGACUUGGAAAAGGAUGGACUCGAUGUCGAAGACAUGGAGUUUGACCUUCACGAAUACAAGAAGAUACGAUUGGAGGUUGAGGGAGUUCAAAAAAGUCUUCAGAACUCCGCACAGACUGUCCAGCCAUUAAGCAGAACAUUGGAAUUUAUUUCUGAAGACUUGACAUUCUUAAUCAAAGAAGUGGAAAUUAAUCGACGAACGGCGACGGAGACAAAACAACAAGCAGUAGCGUUGAAGUCAAAUAAGAAUGAAGGCGUUGGUUCGUACUAUGCUCAACUCAGGAAUAUGGACGACGAACUGAAGGAUGUCCGCUCACAAAUCUCCAAGUUUAUGGCACAAAUUAUCGAAAACGAAAAAAGACUAAACGAAUUAAUGAUUAAUAAUUAG
This is a messenger RNA of Bursaphelenchus xylophilus (pine wood nematode), 1530 nucleotides long. NCBI's taxonomy places the organism in Eukaryota, Metazoa, Nematoda, Chromadorea, Rhabditida, Aphelenchoididae. The record is from the annotation of a GenBank genome assembly.